AAACAAAGGGUGAAGAGUUGGCUUGUCGCCAUAUUUGUUUGGGUUGAUAAAAAUUGUACACAUUUUAGCAUUUUUGUAGUGUAUUUAAGUGCUUACACCAUGGCAGAAAAUCAGGAAGGUGGUACAGCACAAGAAAGUGGAGGAUAUGACUAUAAACGGCUGCAUAGUUACCCUUUGAUUCGGGUGAGUUAAAGGGAAUUGAAUCGCACAGUCAGUAUGGUGGUACAACUGUUGUAGUAGUAAUGGUGCACGUUUUUCGUUUGAAUCACUCGGUUACAUGAGGCCUUGAUAUUUCCCUUUAUACACUUUUUUCAGUAUUCGGAUAUGAAUGAUGAAAUGCGGACUGAAGCGAUGGAGCUCUGUGUAACAGCUUGUGAAAAGUUUUCAACGAAUAACGAGGUAAAUAAAUUUUGUUUACUUCAAAUGUUAUUAAAUUUUAUCAUGAUCGUGGCCGCUUGGAUACCUAAUAAGUUCAGGUGGGAGUAUUCAACUUGCUUCUUGGUAUCCUUAGCUCAUUUUAGAUGAACUGCAUGACCGGAAUUUUUAUAAUCCAAUUUUAUUUCCAUGCUAAACACUAGUUUCCUACUUUAGACCUCCUUGUCCUCCACUGGGGGCUGAGGUGAACUUCUGAUUGGGCUGAAUAAACACCUUUGUCCUUUACCGUUUGGAGCCAAACAGUUGAAAUGGAAUGAAUUAUGUAAAUUUAAUCAAUAUUUUGCUGGCAAGACUCUAUUAUUUUCAAAAUAAAUUUCACAUUCUCACAGCCCUUCUUCCAAGUAGACAAUUAACUAGUCACAUCCCACCUCCACAGAGUAGCUCAAGGGGUGGCCUACUGGUAACGUUUGCAGUGCUGAACUCUGAGUUGAGAUGUCCAGCUUUUGAGACCUAGCUGGUCGAUGUGUUGUAUUCUUGGGCAGAAAACUUAACCCUUUAACCCUGUGAGUGACCAAGACAGAAUUUCUCCUUACUAUAUCUGUAAAAUAUCAUGCACACAAGUGAUGAGAAUAAAGAAAAAUGUCAAUUAUUGGAUGACAAAUUGAUCUGAUAUCAAUUUCUCCAAACUAAUAUAGCGAGAAUUGUUCAGCAGACAGUAAGGAGAGUUAUAAAUAUGAUCUUGGGAGUUAAAGGGUUAACUCCCACAGUGUCUCUCUUCACUCAGGAGUUUUAAUAGGUAGUGGCAAAGUUUCAGGGAAGCCUGAUGAAAUGCUGGGGAUAUCUUGCAAUGGAUUGGCAUCUCAUCUAGGGAAGAGUAGUAACACUCUUAAUCACUUCAUGCUAAGGGAACUGAUAUGAGUUCUGGCUAUAAUAGCCACUUAGCUUGAGAACAGACACAGAGUAGCUAAAUGCAAAAGGAAAGCUGUGUUCAAUCCUAUUGUAUUUCAGGCUGCAGCAAAAAUGAUCAAAGAAAGUUUAGACAAGAAGUUUGGUUCUUCCUGGCAUGCUGUAGUGGGUGAAGGUUAUGGUUUUGAGCUCACACAUGAAGUCAAAAAUCUUCUCUACAUGUAUUUUGGAGGAACUGUGGCAGUUUGUGUUUGGAAAUGCUCCUGAAGAGACAGAAAAAACAAUUGCAUCUACUGUAGGCAGACUGAAUUUAGUUGAUGCAAAGUGUAGCAUCUGGCAUUUUGUUAAAACAAUAUGCUCUACCUGAGAGGAGUUGUGGUCAUACUAUAUUCUUUUAAUGAUAUUGUUGUCCAAUUUGUACAUAUGCAUUAAAAUGUCAUUAUUCUGAAACCAAUAAUCAUCAUUUUAACUGACUUCCAAAAUAAUAAAUGGUUGGCCUCUACGUUAAUUUUCCUGUAUGGUAGAGUGCGUUUCAAUAUAAAUUGAAUGCAAAUGAAAAUCAGCAUACACCAUAAUAUUUCUCUAUGUUCUGAUUGGUAGUUGAGAAUACUUUUGUUUUGAUUUUUCAACACUCAAUUGGAAAAAAAUUCCCUGUCCUUUCAUCUUUAGUCUCACAACUUAGACGACACCUGAAGAAGAUAUGAAAAGUGUUAUUGAAUUUAAAAGUGACUGUGGAGGGGGAGUACAUGUGUGGUGUUGCAUAUUUUGUACCAUUAGGGUUCAAACUGGCAUUUACUUUAAAGAAAACUACCCUUGAAUAAGUGAUAACUAAAAAUAAAUGCCAGAUUAAAAAAGCAAUACAUUUACUGGUAUGGGACACUGUGGCUUCAAUCAAGUAGAAGCAAUGAUGAAAAAAGGAAAGUUGAUAACCAGAAUUCAGAAUUAGACAUCUGAUGAUGAUUACAUUUAUGAUAAGGACCACAGCACAUGUAAAUUAACAAAAGAUCCAGCUUCUUUAUUUGUUCUUCCUUUACACUAUAAAAUGUGAUUUGCAAUGUUUUAAUAGCACUCUAUACUUAAACUUUGUUGUUACAUCAAAUUCAAGAUUUUAUAACAUUACCUUACAUAAUUUUUGUGUAUAAUGAUCUUUUUUCUUUAAAAGUUUUCGCUCUACUCAGACUACCUUGCUCUGGCUUCAGUCAAAAUAGAAUAUUAAAUAGUAUCAUUUACAUUCAACUCACUAUCUCUUUUCUGAUUGGCUGAAGUGUACAGUGAAUUUUAAAAUCAGCACCUGGGAUGUCAUCUAGCAGCAGAUUAUCCAAUACAAAGGUCAUGGGUAAUCAUGUCAUGUAUGGCCACAGUGCAUGAUUUCUAAGGCUAAUCAUGUCAAGUUUACAC
Molecule: messenger RNA, 2679 nt
Organism: Pocillopora meandrina
Lineage: Eukaryota; Metazoa; Cnidaria; Anthozoa; Scleractinia; Pocilloporidae
Source: the annotation of a GenBank genome assembly